AUGCAACCGAGGGAUCUUCAACACCGCCAAAGCUGUCCAGGAGGCGCAUAUUACGUGUGCCAAAAUGGUUUCAAAGGUUGCUGUUCCAUCGACCCUUGCAACCCGGGAGCCUCUUGCCCAGAUAUCAGCAGCACCACGUCUAGCACAAGAAAGCCAAGCUCGAUCUCUACAUCAACAGCUGCUGCGACUCCGUCCACAGUCCUCACAUCUUCUCCAGUGACGACAUCCUCCUCUUCGACCACGACUAGCUCGACUACCAUACUACCCACAGCGACUAGCCUGACGUGCCCGGCCGCCAACAUGACAACGUACAUCGACCCCAACAGAGUCAAAUAUUCUAUCAGAUGCAACGCCGACAAUACUUACGAUUCCUUCAACUCUACGACUGUUAGCACAGGAGGAUUUGGCGAAUGCUUUUCGGCAUGUGAUGACUUUGCCGCAUGCGCAGGUUUCACAUUUGUGGGAACUGAUUCGGGAACUUGCUACUUGAAAUCAAAUCUUCCAGAAGACGGCUAUUCAACCACGGCAGGAUCCAACUAUGUGACGGUCGCUUUGCUGAACCGAGAUGCUCAAGUCGACCCACCAGCGGAUGCCUUGCCAACAAACUCCCCCGGCUCCUCGAAAGAUUCUAGGGGUGCGCCUAUCGGGGCCAUCGUUGGAGGUGUGGUUGGUGGUCUAGCUCUCCUUAUCCUUCUUGCUCUGCUCAUAAUCUUUUGCCUGUGCAGAAGACGCAGAAGACGAGAGGAAAUCAAGUCGGCUACCCAGAGCUUUCCGCAAGCACCGCUUGAUGAAUCUCAGCUUGCCAGAGAAGAUUCUGCAAACGCAUUCCUGGCAACUAAAUACGACAAGCCUGCACCAACACCAGCUGCCUACCCUCCGACCGGUCCAGCAGAAGUGGAAGGCAGGCCAGUAUAUCCUUUGGCAAACGUCGGUCCUCCGGCACCAGUUGAGAUGGAUGCGAGUCCUAUGAUGGCUCCAAAAACACCAAUGUCGGCACAACCCAACGAGUCGCCUGUCCUAGGAAGAUAUACUUCUAACGCCUACGCCAACUAUGGGCAGAGCAGUCUUGCAGGAGAUGUGCGCAGGAGACAGCACAGCCGACACAUCAUGAGCUGGAACAACUAUGAUCAGACAAGUGUGGUAUCGCCCCCUUCAUCUACGACCAUGUCUCCAAGGAUCGGCUCUCCUGACAGCCCACAAUUCGUGUUUCUGCACGCAAUUAUCAAUUCCGUCCCCGAUAAGGAUAAUCCCGAGAUAGCCACUGCAACUGCUACAUAUUACUAG
Aureobasidium namibiae CBS 147.97 is the source of this 1284-nucleotide messenger RNA. RefSeq lists its product as uncharacterized. NCBI's taxonomy places the organism in Eukaryota, Fungi, Ascomycota, Dothideomycetes, Dothideales, Saccotheciaceae. The transcript has 2 exons. The coding region runs from base 1 to 1284 and encodes 427 amino acids. The record is from RefSeq and is a predicted model, not a curated record.